AAACUUUGAUAAACGCGCGUGCAUGCAGAUGCACGUGGAUUCGACAGAUACUUGUUUGAGAAAAACAAAGGAAAGAUGAAAUUCUCAUACAAGUUCAGUAAUUUACUUGGCACAGUUUAUCGUAAAGGAGACUUACUCUUUUCCCGAGAUGGAUUGUCAGUUAUUAGCCCUGUGGGCAACAGGAUCUCGAUUUUUGACCUAAAGAACAACAAAUCCAUGACGCUUCCUAUAGAAAGCAGAUAUAAUUAUACUACUAUUGAUGUAUCACCAAAUGGUAGUAUGUUAGUUGCAAUUAACGCAGAUGGCGAAGCUCAUAUCAUCAGUUUGAUAAGCAAAGCUAUUUUACAUAAGUACAGAUUUAAAGGACGUCCCAAGCGUGUAAAAUUCUCUCCAGAUGGAAAGCACUUUGCAGUUUGCAAAGGAGGCGGCGUUUUUGUUUUCAAUGCGCCAGGCUUACAAACGGGUGAUUACAAUCCUUUUAUUAUGGAACGCGCGUUUCACGGAGCUACUGCUGAAACAACGUGCGUCAGUUGGUCUUUCGACUCGAAACUAUUAGCAGUUGGUUCGAAGGAUACCACAGUGAAGAUAUAUAGUUUACAAAAAUCGGCGAACUUUAGAUGGGUUACGUUAGGUGGUCAUUCCGAUGUAAUUGUGGCAUGUUUCUUCGAAGCAAAGCAAUAUGAUUUGUACACUAUUAGCAAAAAUGGCCGAGUUUGUGUCUGGGAAUGUACGCUUGAACCGGAUGAUUGGGUUGAAUGGGAACCACCUUCAAAGAAGGACAAAUCCAAAGAUAGUGAUAGCGAGGAUGACAUUGAUAUAGACAAAAUUAUAGAGAAGACAGAGAAGCAAAAGGCUCAUGCUGAACGUAAACUGUUAAACGCAGACGACUUGCCGCAAGAUGAUGAAGAAGAAGAAGAAGAAGAAGUCUCGACAAAAGAGGAAAAUAAAAAGGGAAUGAAAAUGUUGGGUUAUAAAAAGCGAGCUACUUUUUAUCUAGCAGACGAAGUUCACAAACAAUAUAAAGAUGCGAAACUUACUGCAGCUGCUUAUCAUCAAGAUACUCAUAUAUUAGUUAUUGGAUUUAACAAUGGUUCAUUUUACUUGUAUGAGAUGCCACACGCCAAUUUGAUCCAUUCAUUAAGUAUUUCUCGACAGCGUAUUUCGUCGAUUGCGUUGAAUUCUUCUGGAGAUUGGAUAGCUAUAGGAUGCUCUCACGCUGGUCAGCUCCUGGUUUGGGAAUGGCAAAGUGAAACAUACGCUAUGAAACAGCAAGGGCAUCGAACUAAUAUGAACUGUUUGGCGUACAGUCCCGACGGCCAAUAUAUUAUAACGGGUGGUGACGACGGGAAAGUUAAACUAUGGAAUACGUUAACUGGAUUUUGUACGCUUACGUUCCAUGAGCAUACUUCAUCGAUAUCCAGUGUUCUGUUCAGUCACAAUCGUAAAUUCGUCGCGUCUGCCUCGUUGGAUGGAACGGUGCGGGCGUACGAUCUAGUGAGAUACAGGAAUUUCCGUACUCUCACCUCGCCACGUCCAGUGCAAUUCUCCUGUUUGGCGAUCGACGCGAGCGACGAGUUUCUCGCUGCGGGUGGUCAAGAUUUCUUCGACGUGUAUCUAUGGAGCAUGAAACUCGGAACUCUUUUAGAGAUACUAAGUGGUCACGAGGGACCUGUUGCAAGCUUGGCAUUUAAUCCCAGUCCCGCCAGUACAGAACUGGUAUCCGCAUCCUGGGACAAGACAUUGAAAAUAUGGAAUGCGGUUGAGAAUGGUUCCGUGCACGAGACUAUACGCUUGACCGCCGAUGCGCUGUGCGUAACUUACAAACCAAGCGGAGAAGAAGUCGCUGUCGCUACACUGGAUGGGCAGAUUACGUUUUUUGAGUGUAAAACGGCAAGACAGACGGGCUUUAUCGAGGGCAGAACCGAUUUAGGCGCUGGUAGAUCCAAAACAGAUCUCAUCACAGCGAAAAAGAAUUUGCAGUCCAAAGCCUUCACUACGUUAUGUUACUCGGCUGACGGCACGUGUAUAUUAGCUGGUGGUCGUUCCAAGAACGUGUGCAUUUAUAAUAUUCAAGAAUCAAUAUUGUUGAAAAAAUAUGAGAUCACUCAAAAUAGAUCUCUGGAUGGUGUGGAUGAUGUUAUAAAUAGAAAGUACAUGUCGGAAUUUGGAAAUAGAGCUUUAAUCGAGCAUCGUGAAGGCGGAAACAUAUCGAUGCGAUUGCCAGGUGUCAAAAGUGGAGAUAUGGCAAGCAGGAGAGUCAAACCGGAAGUGAGAGUACUGUGUUUACAAUUCUCUCCCACAGGUCAAGCAUGGGCGGCAGCAACAACGGAAGGUUUGCUGAUAUACUCUUUGGAUAUUGGAUUGAUGUUCGAUCCAUUUCAAUUGGAGCUUGGAGUUACUCCGGAUACUGUCAAAGAAACACUUGACAAACACGACUAUGCAAAAGCAUUAAUGAUGGCAUUGAAGUUAAAUGAGAAGCUAUUAACGCAACAAGUUAUAGAAACCAUUCCGUACAAAGAAAUUGAAUUAACAACGACGAGCAUGCCAGACGUUUAUAUCGAGAAGCUCCUGAAAUUUAUAGCGGCCGAAUUGGAAUCAACGAGGCAUAUACAUUUCUAUCUUUUAUGGGUAGAAACAAUUUUGACGAAAUACGGGUCACGGAUCAAUACUUCACUUCAGAUGCCGGUAUUAUUAAUGCUGCAUAAGAACAUGCAAAAGAAAUACGACGAUCUUAGUAAAAUAUGUGAUUUUAAUCAAUACACGAUAAGUUAUAUACUGAGGAUAGGAGACCUAAAAUCUGCGAAAGAUGCAUCGAGGCAUUCUGCGAUCACGAUAGACGACGAAUCUGAUAUUUCCAUAGAAGAAGUGGAUACGGAUUAAGCUUCAUUAAAAUUUUUCGUAGAAUGAAAACUUUGUUAGUAUAAAAGUAUUGUAAAUAAAAAAAUUAACAAA
This is a messenger RNA of Temnothorax curvispinosus, 2952 nucleotides long. RefSeq names its product periodic tryptophan protein 2 homolog. Gene Ontology annotation, biological process: maturation of SSU-rRNA from tricistronic rRNA transcript (SSU-rRNA, 5.8S rRNA, LSU-rRNA); ribosomal small subunit assembly. Bases 76 to 2880 code for a protein of 934 amino acids. The record is from RefSeq and is a predicted model, not a curated record. Gene Ontology annotation, cellular component: small-subunit processome; Pwp2p-containing subcomplex of 90S preribosome. Lineage: Eukaryota; Metazoa; Arthropoda; Insecta; Hymenoptera; Formicidae. Gene Ontology annotation, molecular function: protein binding. The transcript is spliced from 15 exons.